Messenger RNA from Drosophila innubila, 2129 nucleotides. Its product is annotated as DC-STAMP domain-containing protein 2-like. The transcript is spliced from 10 exons. NCBI's taxonomy places the organism in Eukaryota, Metazoa, Arthropoda, Insecta, Diptera, Drosophilidae. Gene Ontology annotation, cellular component: membrane. Bases 85 to 2088 code for a protein of 667 amino acids. The record is from RefSeq and is a predicted model, not a curated record.
CCGCUUAAAUUAAUAAUACCAUUGAUAAUCUGUGGAUAUUUGUCUGGUAUUGGCUUCAUCCUGCUGUGGUAUGUAUGGCAUCCAAUGCAAAGAACACAGGAUCUUGGCGCCAAUUGGCUGAUUGUAGUGUUGCUGAUGUUGCUGUGCAUAACGCUGCUUUUCAGUCAACCCGUACGUUGUAUUUUUGUGCUGGCCUUGCCUUCCUUGGGCAGCUCACGGGGACGCGCUCUUCUCAUAACAUUGGCCUUCUUUGUGGCUGCUCUUGGACCCACAGCGAAUAUUAUGACCAAUUUGAAGGUAUUGCUGCGCAGUCUCGGUUGUGGCCAGGAACUGUUGCGUCAGGCAAUUGGACAGAUGAUGGAUGUGGUUCUGGAGCCAAUUAAAGCCGUUCAGCUGGCCAUUGAACUGCUCUUGGAUGAAGUGCGUCGUGUGCUGCGUUUGGUUAUGGAUCUCCUGAUACACAUUCAGGGAUUUAUCCUCUACUUCAUUGAUACAAUCCAGAAUUGCACUGUCUGGUUAAAGUCUGUGCUCGAUCUCUGCAAUUCCCAACUGGGCACACCCUGGGAACGUUGCCAGAAGUCAGCUCAACGGGCCAUGGUCAAGUGUCGUGACAAUUUGGGAUUCAUCAAAUACAUCUGCAAUGCCACAAAAUUGUUCCUUGCACUUUGUUCUCCUGCUAGGUUGGUGGAUGUGUUUUGCAUUGGUUUCUGGGAACACAGCUGGGAUUUUCUGGACACACUUCUAGAUCGCUAUUAUGAUUUUGUCGCUGAUCUGGAGCAAAUGUUUGAUGCCAGCAUCAGUUUCGAUCAUGACUUUUAUUUUCAUACAAAUGCUUCGAAGAAUCUCUCGGAUGUGGGAGAACAGAUUAUUCAGGAUGUUACCCAAAGUCUCCGUCCAUUUACUAUAGUUCAAAGCUGGUUGGAUCUUCUCUGUUGGCUAAUGCUUCUCUCUGUUUUUAUCAAUGCUACCUUUUUCUACUUCCAUUAUAUGCUGAGUCAUCACUAUCAGAAUGUCUACUUGACGAGCACUUUCUAUGUCAUCGAUAGACAACUCCAAUUUCAGGGGAAAUCCACAGUGUUGCCCCUGAAGCGCUUGGAACGUGGCAAGUACUUAAAUCUGACUAGUCUGCGUCUCACCACCUCCGAGUGUCUUCUGAUGGCGGAACAUGCUUUCUUUUUGUUCAUCAGCUGCCUGCAAUUGUUUAUCAUUUGCUGUGUGGAUUAUAGCCUCUUUUGGCUGCUGGCCAGCAUCUCCUAUUAUGGCCAUAAGCAGGACGAUCUGGAGGUGCCUGCCUAUAUAGAUCUGGAGAUCAAGGGUGGCGGAUUUGUCGGUGACAUCAUGCGAGGCAUUGCCCAAGCUUUUCGUCCUUUAACACAGAAAAGGACCUUGGACACAAAGGCAUGUCUGCCGCUGCCUGUGGAGCCUUUGUAUAGACAUUACCUGGAGAUUCUGGUACUGUGUCUUUUCGCCUGGUUGAUACUCCUCACAGAGCCUUAUAUGUUGCGUCUGCGUCAUUUGAUCAUGCAGAGAUUCUAUCCGGAACGUGCUUAUGUAAGGGCUCUACAUCUGCAUGAUAAAAUUUUUCAGGAGAGAGCUAGUUUCUUCAAGUUUGCACGUCGCAAGGCGAGAGCUGUCUUCAAGUAUCAGGAGAAAGGGAAUCCCAACUGGCUGAGAAGAAAGCUAUGCUGCUGUUGCUGCCUCUUUGGUGACCUUCGGGAAGAUGUGUGCAUCAUAUGCGCCAAGUUGUUGAGCUCCUCAACCCGCAUUAACUGUGAUUCUCCCGGCUGCAAGGGCGUUUACUGCAAGAUCUGCUUCAGUGAGUCCAACAACAAAUGUUGCCUCUGCAAGCGUCCCAUUGAUAGUGAGACUCUUCUGACGAUCCUGAUGCAGAAUCCUUUGGACAAAAGCAAGCUAGACUUUAUUGUGGCAAUAGAUCAGGAAGCUCAAGGCAACAAGCAGAGACACUAUUUUGAUAAUGGACACAAUAGUAUUUAUUUGGUAUCGAUAUCAAAUUUAAAGUUUAAGGCGACACUUCAACCGUACUUACAUUUUAGCAAACAUUACUCAAAUAAUUACAGGAAACAGUGAAAAACUUAGCCAAAGGCUUUUACGGCCAGAGAUUUUAUAUA